This is a messenger RNA of Prunus persica (peach), 1324 nucleotides long. Its product is annotated as U3 small nucleolar ribonucleoprotein protein IMP4. Lineage: Eukaryota; Viridiplantae; Streptophyta; Magnoliopsida; Rosales; Rosaceae. The transcript has 9 exons. Gene Ontology annotation, biological process: rRNA processing. Gene Ontology annotation, molecular function: snoRNA binding; rRNA primary transcript binding. The record is from RefSeq and is a predicted model, not a curated record. Gene Ontology annotation, cellular component: nucleolus; Mpp10 complex; small-subunit processome. The coding region runs from base 132 to 1013 and encodes 293 amino acids.
ACUCUCCUCUCUCUCUCUCAAUUCCGGGCCUCCCCCCCGUCACAGGCUCACACCAAGAGGCAAUAGACUAUCUAACUGGACAUCAUCUAAACCCUACUUUCUUCCCCUAGGUUCUGUUACAGAGAGCAAGUAUGCUGCGUCGGAAAAUUAGGUUAACGAAGGAGUACUUGUACAGAAAGGGCUUGGAAGGCAAACAACGGUUGCUCUAUGAGAAGAAGCGCAAGAUCAGAGAAGCUCUAGAAGAGGGAAAACCAAUACCCACUGAGCUUCGAAAUGAGGAAGCUGCCCUUCGUGAAGAAAUUGAUCUGGAGGACGAAAACACUGCCGUGCCAAGGUCACAUAUUGAUGAUGAGUAUGCAAACGCAUCACAGAGGGACCCCAAAAUUUUACUAACUACUUCCAGGGAUCCGAGUGCUCCGCUGAUACAAUUUGCAAAGGAACUGAAACUUGUUUUUCCUAAUGCACAACAAAUGAAUCGUGGUGGCCAGGUUAUUUCUGAAAUCAUUGAAACUUGCCGCGCACACGAUUUUACAGAUGUUGUGUUGGUUCAUGAGCAUCGUGGUGUACCAGAUGGCUUGAUUAUAAGCCACCUUCCUUUUGGUCCAACAGCUUAUUUUCAACUACUCAAUGUGGUUACAAGACAUGACAUCAAAGAUAAGAAAACCAUGGGAACGAUGCCUCAGGUUUAUCCACAUUUGAUUCUCAACAAUUUCACGACUAAGUUGGGUGAGAGGACAGCAAAUAUUUUAAAGCAUCUCUUUCCAGUUCCAAAGCAGGACACGAAACGCAUAAUCACUUUCGCCAAUCAGUCUGACUACAUUUCAUUCAGGCAUCAUACUUAUGAGAAGCACGGAGGCCCUAAAUCCGUUGAGCUGAAGGAGGUUGGUCCUCGGUUUGAAUUGAGGCUUUUUAAGAUUAAGUUAGGAACAGUGGAUCAGAAUGAAGCCCAGACUGAAUGGGUUAUCAGACCAUACAUGAACACAGCCAAGAAACAGAAGUUUAUGGGGGAUUGAUAAACUACAAUUUUUACCUACAAUUUUGGUAACUAAUCCUUUGUAUGAUUCAACCAGCUGACCUCUUUUGGGCUCAUUGAUACAAUCAUCAGACUAUCCAGCCUCUUCAUCUUUUUCUGAUUUUUCUUCAGUGCGACUCCCAAUUCUUCGAAACUAGGGUAUGUUAGUAAUUUUCAUUUGUUUUUGUGCUUCUUUUAAAUUAAAAGAAACAGAUGAGAGCCGUUGUGUUGAAAUUACACAUGGUUCUGAAACUAAAAACUGAAAUGUAAAAAGUUAUCUUAAUUUUAUUUGCUUUCACUCUUUUCUUCAUC